AUGGAGCACAUACUACGAUGCAAUGCUCUCAAGUGCAGGAAGCAGCUUGGCGACAAAGCAGUCGUCACUACAUGCAGGCAGGUCUCCGACAAUGACCAGCAAGGUUUUCACAUCUUCUGUCCCGACUGUGCUGCGCGCCUCGGUCUCGCCGGCGGGCGCCAGGACCAUCGCCCUUCAUGCCCAGCAUGCUCCUCGCCCCUAACCCAUCCUGAUGAUGCUGUGGUUACCCUGCUCAACCCAAGUGAGGACUACAAGACGAGUGUGCUGAGCGGCCUCACGCCACAUACCAUCAUCGAGACUGCGAGUAGAGGGUUGAGCUUCUGGGCGUACCAGACAACACAGGAGGUUGUGUAUCAGGAACAUCUGAGCAAAAAGCUCACCGAAAAAUAUACUGAUCUUAACCACCACCUCGAGAGGAUUAUCAACGAAGCAAACUCACAGAUCGCCAAUCUGCAAGGCAAGAUACACGGCAUCGCCAUGGACCACGAAGUCCUACAAAAGAAGAACGAGGAGAUUGCACAGGCUUACAAGGACAAGACACGGAAACUCUUGCAGAUACAGGAGCUCUACGACAAGCUCAAACAGAAAACCAUGCUCGGUCAAGUGCAAGGCGCCGCCGAAGACGCAGCUGAUUCAACAAUUCAUGGAACACACAGCGCCUCUUUCGAUAUGUCAACACUGGCACCAAGCCAUCUGUACGAGCACGCUCCGCAGGAGAUCAUCAGGCAAUCAGCCUGGCAACCGCAUAUGAUGCCACCACCUCCGCCGCCCGCCCACUCACGUAGAAUUCCGGCGCCAUCGCAGACCGGCCAUUGUAAGAAUGAACUCGUGAUGAUUGCAAAUUGA
Molecule: messenger RNA, 846 nt
Organism: Microdochium trichocladiopsis
Lineage: Eukaryota; Fungi; Ascomycota; Sordariomycetes; Xylariales; Microdochiaceae
Exons: 4
Coding region: 1-846 (281 amino acids)
Biological process (GO): reciprocal meiotic recombination
Cellular component (GO): synaptonemal complex
Molecular function (GO): ubiquitin protein ligase activity
Source: RefSeq, a predicted model, not a curated record